AUGGUUCGCACAAACAUCGUGGGCACGGUACCUACCCCUUUAGCCUUCCUUUUCCCAAACAGUGCUUUCACUGUGUUUUGUGACAAAUCAAAUGGGAAUCCCCUCAAAGAGAGCCUGGUUCAACUGAGAUGUCACUUUACGUGGAAGUUGCUAGUUGAAGACACCGAACUGUCUGAUUUGGAAAACAGGAUCUUGGAUGAGACUGAUUUCCUAGACACCAAAUACAACGUGGGGAUCCACAACCUGCUGGCCUAUGUGAAGCACCUGGCGGGCCACAACCAGGAAGCCCUGGGGAGCCUGCAGGAGGCUGAAGGCUUAAUCCAGCAGGAACGUGCCACCCAAUCAGAUGUGAGACUUCUGGUCACGUGGGGCAACUACGCCUGGCUGUACUACCACAUGGGCAGACCCGAAGAAGCCCAGGCUUACCUGAACAAGGUGGAGAACACCUGCAAGGAGUUCGGGGCUCCCUCCCGCUACAGGAUGGAGUGUCCCCAGAUGGACUAUGAGGAGGGAUGGGCCUUGCUGAAAUGUGGAGAAAAGAGCUAUGAACGGGCCAAGGCCUGCUUUGAGAAGGCUCUGGCAGUGGACCCAGAAAACCCUGAAUUUAGCACCGGGUAUGCGAUCACCACCUACCGCCUGGACGUCUUUAACAAAGCAACACAGGUUAGUGAGGCAUUCUGUCUGCAGCCCCUGAAAAAGGCCAUCAGGCUAAAUCCAGAAGAUGCAUAUAUUAAGGCUCUCCUUGCCCUGAAGCUUCAGGACAUAGGCCAAGAAGCUGAAGGAGAAAAGCACAUUGAAGAAGCACUGACCAACACGUCCUCGCAGACCUACGUCUUCCGAUACGCCGCCAAGUUUUACCGAAGAAAAGGCUCUCUGGACAAAGCUCUUCAGCUCUUAAAAAUGGCCCUGCGGGCCACCCCCUCCUCUGCCUUCCUGCACUACCAGAUAGGGCUUUGCUACAGGGCACAAAUGAUCGAAAUAAAGAGAGGUGCCAACUGGAAGCCCAGAGGACACGUUAGAGAAAAUGUCCACAGAUUGAUUCACUCGGCUAUAGAUGAAUUUCAAAAGGCUUUGACGAUAAGGCCCACAUUUGAGUUGGUUUAUGAUGUACUGGCUGACAUGUAUGCAGAAUUAGGCCAAUACACAAAGGCUGAGGACACUUUUCAGAAAGUGCUGUGCAUGAAGAACAUCAAUGAUCAUCUACAGCAAAGGAUUCAUUACUGCUAUGGCCAUUUCCAAGAAGUUUACAAGAUAUCUGUAGAUAAAGCAAUCACCCAUUAUUUAGAAGGUCUCAAAAUCAAAAGAGCCUCCCACAACAGGGAAAAGAUUCUCGCUGCCUUAGAGAAGCUGGCUAAAAGAUGGGUUCAACAGAAUGUACGUAUGGUGGAAAGUUUGAGCAUCCUUGGGUUCAUCCACAAAUUGAAAGGGGAAGUGAGUGAAGCCUUGAGUUAUGAGAAGGCUCUCAGGCUGGCUGCUGACUUCAACACCGUGGUUUGA
This is a messenger RNA of Odobenus rosmarus divergens (Pacific walrus), 1497 nucleotides long. RefSeq names its product interferon-induced protein with tetratricopeptide repeats 1B (gene IFIT1B). The record is from RefSeq and is a predicted model, not a curated record. Gene Ontology annotation, molecular function: protein binding; RNA binding. Lineage: Eukaryota; Metazoa; Chordata; Mammalia; Carnivora; Odobenidae. Gene Ontology annotation, biological process: defense response to virus. Gene Ontology annotation, cellular component: cytosol.